GACCUUUUCAAUUACAUAAUUUAUGAAGUAUCUGUAUAUGGCGUUCCUUAAAAAUCCUCUGACGAGCCGAACCAAUAUGACACAUUAUAUUUAGUGCCAAUCAAUCAAAUGUAAAUAUAUUUAAAUGUAUACGCAUGACAAUUGUAUUUAUAUUAUUAAACAAAACACAAAGUACCAUGCAUAAGCAAAUUUAAAACCACAACAAAAGGCUUAUAACUGGCCUGGAUUGUUAAACCCUGUGCACGAUUAUAAUGUAUGUGUUUUGUGUAAAACCGUACUGGAAAAAUACACAAUGGAAUAAUACACAAGUGUAGAUUGAAGCGAACAAUAAUUAACGAAGAUUUUUUAAGUGCGAAAAGUGUUUUCUUUUAUGUUAAAUUUGUGUAGAUGUUAACGAAGAAGGAACCCGGGGGUGGCUGGGGGUGGAUUAUUACACUCGCAUGUUUUAUUGAACAUGUUUUGUAUAUUGGAUCUAUAAAUACAAUGGGAAUUUACCACGUUUAUAUUAUGGAUGAAUUUAACGAAGACAUUACGGCUGUGACAGUUAUUGGUGCAUUGUAUAUUUCAGUAUCAAUUUCUGGUGCAAUCAUUGCAGUUCUUUUAAAUGAAAAGUUUGGAGAAAGAUUGGUUAUAAUGUCCGGAGGAUUUUUAUUGUUCAUCGGCUACGCCUCCUCAUUCUUUGUGACGGCGUUUCCUGUACUAUAUUUGACCAUGGCUAUUAUACCAGGAAUUGGAAUGUCACUUUCUUAUAGCAGCUUAUUAGUGGCGGUAGAUAAAUAUUUCACUAAACGAAAAUUUAUAGCAAUGUCAUUGGCAAUAUUAGGAGGAUCUUUUGGCAUGGUAAUCAUGCCAAUUUUAAUGGAGUCUCUUUUACAAAAAUAUGGUUUUCAUGGUGCUAUACUUGUCCAUGCAGGGAUAUCGCUACAUGUUGUAGUCUGCGGAGCUGUUGUAUUUCCACUUCCAACAGAGAAUGUUUCCAGAAAUAGUAAAAUUAGUAAAAAAGUAGACAUGGAGUUUUGCAAAGAACCAAAAUUCAUUGUUUAUCUUGUGACAAACUUUCUUUUUAUUGCUGCACAAUAUAUACCUGCUACUCAGCUACCUGACACGGCAGUCUCAAUAGGAAUUAGUAUGGACGAGAUUUCAUUAGCAGUGGCCAUGCUUGGAGUCGGGAGUGGUUUUGGACGGUUGUUUUUUGGUUUUCUCUCUCAUUGUUUUGUUAACCAUGUUAUAAAAUUCUGGAUUAUAUUCCUAGCAGGAAUGGGAUUAAUGAUGUUAAUGGUACCUUAUUCGACAAAAAUGGACCAAUUUCUAGUGUUUGCAGUUUUAUACGGAUUCUUUGAUGGAGGAAACAAUGUAGGAUGGAAUCUUUCAUUGAAGAACCUUUUAGAGCCUCAGUAUUACGGUAGAGCUAUGAGUUUGGCCUUACUCGCAGAAGGCAUUGGAUGUGCAAUAGGAAAUCCACUUACAGCGUUUCUGAGAGAAACAACAGGAUCAGGGGGCAUACCAUAUUUUAUUGGAUGUGCUAUACUUUGUGUCAGUGCUGUUAUUUUAAUUCCAUUUUCAAAUGUGAAACAAACUUUCCAAGAACAAGAAAUUAUAAUCUUUGACGAAACAGAUUCCGAAUUAGAAAAAUUCAAAAUCCAUGAUUGUAAUAAUGAGUAUAAAAUAAAUGGAUCUACAUGUAUAUGCAAAAAGGAAAUAAUUGAGAAAUAAAAGCUUUUUCGUGUUG
Mytilus californianus (California mussel) is the source of this 1729-nucleotide messenger RNA. Its product is annotated as monocarboxylate transporter 13-like. Lineage: Eukaryota; Metazoa; Mollusca; Bivalvia; Mytilida; Mytilidae. Gene Ontology annotation, biological process: transmembrane transport. Bases 388 to 1713 code for a protein of 441 amino acids. The transcript has 6 exons. The record is from RefSeq and is a predicted model, not a curated record. Gene Ontology annotation, molecular function: monocarboxylic acid transmembrane transporter activity.